Molecule: messenger RNA, 1317 nt
Organism: Ostrinia nubilalis (European corn borer)
Lineage: Eukaryota; Metazoa; Arthropoda; Insecta; Lepidoptera; Crambidae
Exons: 5
Coding region: 97-708 (203 amino acids)
Source: RefSeq, a predicted model, not a curated record
CAAGCGCAAGCGCAAGCGAGCUGACAACACCGUGUCGGCCAUUUUAGAAAUUCGUAUUUCGAAUUAGAUUGUGUUUAUUCUUUAUUUUGUGCCAGGAUGGCGACCACCGUGCCAUAUCACACAAUGUCGACGUCUGAGCCGCUGUUUAAGAAGUGCUUCUGUAUCCCCUUGAAGACUGGAUGCUUUAUCUUGUCGUAUUUAAUCCUGGCCUUCAGCUCACUCCAAGUCCUGGGCCUCCUGGUUGUGACAACAUACGUCGGCGUCGCGACCCAUGGCUUCGAUCACUUCGACCGUCCAUAUGACACAAUAGAGGUGAAGUCGGUCAACCAGUACGGUCUACAGCUGAUAGCCAUUCUGUGCUUCAAUGUGGCGUGGCUGGCAAUCAACAUAGCUUGCCUGGUUGGACUGCACAAGAAACGUCCUGGCCCAGUCCGCGUGUACGUGGCCUUCGCGACCGCCCGCCUCCUGCUGUCGUUCGCUGGUUUCUUUUCCAGCAUGAUGACCAUUUCCACCACCAAAGCCAUCAUCAUCCAUAGCAUUGAUAUUGCUGUAACAAUAUGCUUCAUCCCGGUAUACUGCGUGUACGCGGCUCAGCUGCAGAGGGACCAGGAGGAAGCUCCCAAAGUGCCCCCGAGUGCCCCAGUGUCUGAUAAUAAUAUUUCCUUUAUCAUCCCACCCCUGGUGGACAAGAAGACCCUGGUUGUCUAGAUCUGAUUUGCGUUCAAACCUAGCUUAGCUAUGAACAUGCAUAGCCUUCUAAGUAUUCAAGCACUAGACAAGAUGUUUAGCGUUGUGCUUUAAGGCUAAUUAUGAUUGCUCGCAGGUUUGCACGCUGUAGUAAACAGGUUAAGAUCACACUUUUUGAAACCUACUGUAACUCUUUUAUACGUGCAGCCUGUGGAUAAAUUAUACCCAAAGACCAUACGGGGCCCUGCGCUCUCAGUAUAAUGACGCAUUCAGGAUGCUGAUGGGGCUGCAACGUUACUGCAGUGUAUCAGGGAUGCUGGCAGAAGCUGAAGUAGAUAGCUUUGCUGCCAUUUUAAGAAAUCGCACGGCGUCCCUGAUCCACCAUGUGCGUGGCAGCUCCAACAGCCUCCUGCAGAGUGUCGCAGCACUGGACACGAGUCCUCCUUGUCAAAUACACCAAACUGUCUUAUUUUGUGUGUAAUUAUUGUGAUUUACUAAGAUUAUUUCUAAGACCUUACACUUUUAUGGGCCAUGCCUGAAAUAAAUAACUUUUAUUUAUUUAUUUAUUUCAAACUUAUAUUGUAAGAAUGAAAGAUAGAUCUUUUAAUAAAUCAUCUCUAUGUCCAUUUA